GUCCACUCAACAGGACUUCUAACUCGUCUCUCUUCGACCAUCGUUGUUACUUCGCCAAUUCGCCCUUCUACCUCGCCGACGGUGUAGGGGCGCCGCAUGGUCCUUGGUUAUCCCCUCCCCGCCUUGAUUUUCUUAUCCGACCUUUACGCCUACUUCAACAGCUCCCAAUCUCGACACGAUGGCGGCCUCCAGCGACUCGUCUUCGAUCAAUGUCUCCGUCCGAGUGAGACCUUUCACCAUCCGUGAAGCGGCCCAGAUCUCGAAAUGCGAGGAUGGCCCCUUGUUUCUCGGGGACGGCUCUUUGGCCGGUGCCCCCACCCCCAAACUGAACCAGAAAGGAAUUCGAUCGAUUAUCAAGGUGAUCGAUGAUCGAUGCUUAGUAUUCGACCCCCCUGAAGACAGCCCAGUGCAAAAGUUUUCCAAAAGCGUCGUCCCUCAAGGCAAGCGUGUGAAGGAUCAGACCUUCGCUUUCGACCGGAUCUUCGACCAGAGUACCUCGCAGGGAGAGGUGUACGAAUCGACUACCCGAAACCUUCUCGAUAGUGUCCUCGACGGUUAUAAUGCCACCGUCUUUGCGUACGGUGCGACCGGAUGUGGAAAAACCCACACGAUCACCGGUACGGCUCAGCAACCAGGAAUCAUCUUCCUUACGAUGCAGGAGCUUUUCGAGCGGAUCGAAGAGAGAUCCGAUGAAAAACACACCGAAGUCAGCUUGUCAUAUCUCGAAAUCUACAACGAGACCAUCCGUGACCUUCUCGUGCCAGGAGGUAGCAAAGGGGGCCUGAUGCUGCGCGAAGAUACCAACAAAUCCGUUUCCGUUUCUGGGUUGUCGAGCCACCAUCCCCAGAGCGUGCAGCAGGUUAUGGAUAUGAUCAUGAAAGGCAACGAGUGCCGCACCAUGUCACCCACCGAGGCGAAUGCCACUUCUUCACGAUCCCACGCCGUUCUGCAGAUCAACAUCGCCCAAAAGGACCGCAACGCCGACAUCAACGAGCCGCAUACGAUGGCGACGUUCAGUAUUAUCGAUCUGGCGGGAAGCGAGCGAGCCAGCGCCACGAAGAACCGGGGUGAAAGGCUGAUGGAAGGUGCAAACAUCAACAAAUCUCUCCUGGCGCUGGGAAGCUGUAUCAACGCUCUUUGCGAUCCCCGGAAGCGGAACCAUGUGCCCUACAGAAACUCAAAACUCACCCGCCUGUUGAAGUUCUCGCUCGGCGGCAACUGUAAAACGGUGAUGAUCGUUUGUGUCAGUCCAUCGAGUCAGCAUUUCGACGAGACCCAAAACACCUUGCGUUAUGCGAACAGAGCGAAGAACAUCCAAACAAAAGUUACGAGAAAUGUAUUCAAUGUCAACCGUCAUGUUAAGGACUUCCUGGUGAAGAUCGACGAGCAGAUGGCCCUGAUCAAUCAACUGAAAGCCCAACAGAAGGACAGUGAGAGAGUCGCCUUCGCUAAAUUCAAAAAACAAACUGAGAAGAAGGACCAAGCCGUGCGCGACGGGAUUUCUCGGAUUCGCACUGCCUAUGACCACUCGUUGCCGGAGAGGCAGGAAAGGACGAACAAUAUGAUUAAAUUAAAGCAAGUGAGCCGCAGGAUCGGCAUGCUAUCGUCAUGGAUCGCUGCCUUCGACAACGUGUGCGAGAAUUCAGAGCUCGAACCGCCACUGUCGAACCUCCAGGCCAUCCGCAAGACGGCCCAGGGAAUUCUCUUGGAGCUCGAGGGCAGCCGCCAGCACUACCACCAACGGCUGGCGAAGAGCAGCUGGGACCGAGGUCUAAACUCCGCUGUCGAGAAUGCCAUUCGUCAACUCCAGGAUUUCGACAUCAGCGACAAGAGCGACCACGCCAAUCUGCAGCGUGAGGCAGAACUUCUGAGGUCGAACACGGAACGUGAGGCGCUCUCUGCAGUGGCCGAGCAAGAUAAGGCCGGGGAGGCAGCCACUGUGCAGAUCCUCCUGCAAGCUCAAUUCGAGACGGUCUCUGCUGUCGAGAACAUCAUGCAAUUGAACGAGGACGAAGCUGUUGACGAAGGGAAGAAGAUUCUGACGAAGAUGCUCACUUCCUGCUCCAACGUGACGGCCAGUGUUGUGAAACCGGACGGCAACCCCCCGUCUAUACAAGCCGUCAGCCCUUCCAAGGUCAGCUCUCCCAAGAAGAAGCGACCCAGCUUGGCCCAUGUUCCAGCCGGCAAGACCCUCAGCGCGCCUAUCACUUUUACGCCGGCAGCGCCGCCCUCGCCUUCAAAGGGCUCUCCCCGACGCCGCAAGAUGGGUGGUGUUGGACGAAAGAGCGUCAGUUUCUCGCCCAAAAAGUCGGUGGCCAAAUCAACGAAGCGAGGCGUCCGCUGGAAGGACGAUGAGGAAGACGGCACCUUGACGGAAUUCCAAAAGACACCCCAGAAGCUGGGAGCCGCACUUGCUCUUCCCGAGGGAAGCCCUGCCGAGCCUUCGUUGCCCAGAACGUCUCCCAUCCCGCGUGGAAUCCCCGUGCCCACGCGAAACUUCAGCCCCCAGUACGCUUCAUCGCCGAUUUCCGCGGCCCCGGAACCAACCUUGAAUAUCCAAAAAAACGCCAACCGUUUCAAGGCCGGAUUCCUCUCAAAAAAGACAAGCAGCUCCCCAAUUGCACCUCCUCCGUCAACGACGCUACCCCUGUCCGACAACGAAAAUUCUCCUCUCCGCGACAUCGAAGGUAGCAGCUUCUUGAAUCGCGCAUCUGUCGACCGUCCGUCGAGAAUUGCAGUUCGCACCUCGAGCGGAGGCUAUAGCAGCAGCCCCGUCUCAGACAGUAAGGACAGCUGGAAGGCAAACAAGGAUGAUGCGAUGCGAAUCAAUUCGGCGAUGCGGCGUAUCUCUGGAGGGCAGUUCGGACCCGGGCCUUCCGCCAACACUCUUCGCGUUCAUCGUCGACGAAGCCCGGGGUCUGCUACGUACGGCAGCUCGCCCCCUGAAAACACCAUGUUCACGGCGCAAGCGAGACGAGUCGCUAAGAACGAGAAAGAGGCCGAGGCCAAACCCCGUGUCUUGAGUCCUCGCACUAUCCCCAUCAUGAAAAACACCGGCCAUCGUCGAACGACGUUCGGAGGGGAUAUGCGACCCCGGGACAUCAGCCUCAACAGCCGAGAAGCCAUCAGACUCAGCGUUAUGGCGACGCCUCGACUGGAGAGGUCCUCGGAAAACACCUAUCCUGGCUCUGGUAUCGGAUUGCGGUAAACUUUACGUCGUUAUUUCUGCUGAAUUUUCUGGGUCGUUUGGGUAAUUGGAACGGUGUUUCGGGAAGUCAGAUACCAUUUGCUUUUUUGCACCCUUUUGCCAGGAGUGAAUCGUCUGGGUCUGGUUAUCCCGUUUUACUCCUUGGUUUGUCUCUGUUGCCUUUGAGGAUGCGCGAUUCAUACACCUUACAUUGGAAACGUGUCGUGGCUUUCAUUUUCUCUUCGAUGUUGAUGUUUCUUUUUUGUAUUGUAUGGCAUAUAUUAGGGUUCUCGG
Messenger RNA from Aspergillus steynii IBT 23096, 3481 nucleotides. Its product is annotated as kinesin family protein. The record is from RefSeq and is a predicted model, not a curated record. Gene Ontology annotation, molecular function: ATP binding; microtubule motor activity; microtubule binding. The coding region runs from base 179 to 3208 and encodes 1009 amino acids. The transcript is spliced from 2 exons. NCBI's taxonomy places the organism in Eukaryota, Fungi, Ascomycota, Eurotiomycetes, Eurotiales, Aspergillaceae. Gene Ontology annotation, biological process: microtubule-based movement.